UGUGUUUUGCGGUAUUGAUUAUGAUACUGUUUAAAUUCGCUAAUUAAUGAAGUAUAAAUUGGCAAAUACAAUUUGGAGGACACAUUUAAAAUUGCAGCAUGGACUGUCGUGGACUGUCGUUGGUAUUUGCCACUCUGGUGCUUCAAACAGUAUGGAGACCUGCUUCCUCUUUGCUGGGCCCGCGGACAACGGUCACCAAGUUCAUCAACCUAAGCAAAGUUAACAAAAAUGAAUAUUGUCACACCUGUAUCAAAAUCGACAACGUCUGCUACAACCAGAGCGAGUUGUUCGACCUCCCCGCCCCCUUCGGCGAAGACCCCGUCGUCAAGAGAAUGAGGAUCAUGAAGGCCACUAACGUUCUCUACUACACCUUCGUGCCUGCGUUCAGUGAUAAAGAAUACUCCAAAGUUGGCUACGUAUCGCUCCACGCUACGGAUUACUCUGGAAUAAUUUCUGGCUGGAACUAUACUUUCAACUUUGGCCCCUUUGAUAUUAAUCAGAAUAAGAAAUCAGUAUAUCUAGGCGGUUCUGACGGUAUAUGGUAUAUUAAUAGUGUUAGCCGUUUACCAGCAUUUUAUAGUAUGUCGUCGGAAAGAAUCACUAACAUUUUUGUAAAGGACUAUGUAUAUUUUACUGCUGCUGAACGUACAGGAAUAUAUCAUUACUUGCCCAAGUUCGGGUAUUAUCUCACUAAUUUAAGUGGUAAAAAGAUAGAUAAUUUUGUUCUGGAUAAUAUGUACAAUAUUGUGUAUUUAAUUGAUACUGGAUUAUUUAUUUCAUUCUCUGAUAAGUCGCAUGAUGAUGUCAGACUGUCAUUAGACCGAUUCUUCAGAGGCCUGACUGUUGAUGGUAAAGGAGUAGCGUACGCCUGGCAUAUAGAUGGGAUAUAUAAAGUAUAUUUAAGUGAAGAUCUUUCCCAGUCUACGUUAAAACGCGUCUCAAACAUAGCUCCCGACGCUAUGACGUUUGAUCAGUCGAACAACAUUUUAUACUCGAUCGGAAAAACUUUGUACAAGUUGACUAAAGUUGAUACUGCCGAUUGUUUUGGUAUGUAAUGGCAAAACCUACUUGAAAAUAAGAAACAAAAUUACUAACCUAACCUACACCUACGUAAUUUAAACUGUUUACUAUACUAUAUCUGAGUAUCUAAUUUUAGUACUAAUUUAAGGAAUUUUUUACGAGAUUUUAAUAGCAAGACAGAUUCUGCUUGACUGUAACUGUUUUAUGUAUAUAAAUAAAUGAAUCUUGUUCUCUCUUUCCUUGAAAAAAUCAAUUUAUUCAUAAUUUCGUCACCUUCCUUGCAUACCUAUUAAUUUACAUAUUUUUAUUUGACUAAGUAACGCGGGACAUUGAUUGGCACAGUUAGUCAGUGGCUGAAGUUGACUUUGUAUUGUGUAGCAAUAAUUCCAAUUAAGUAUUACAAACUCACCUAGUAAAUGC
Molecule: messenger RNA, 1440 nt
Organism: Leguminivora glycinivorella
Lineage: Eukaryota; Metazoa; Arthropoda; Insecta; Lepidoptera; Tortricidae
Exons: 2
Coding region: 99-1055 (318 amino acids)
Source: RefSeq, a predicted model, not a curated record